This is a messenger RNA of Symbiodinium pilosum, 576 nucleotides long. The record is from the annotation of a GenBank genome assembly. NCBI's taxonomy places the organism in Eukaryota, Dinophyceae, Suessiales, Symbiodiniaceae.
AUGGACAUUUCAAUCCGAGCAAUGGCAGGAGAACUUCUGGCUGAGCUCACAGUAAAUGGCAAAUGCACAGCUGGCCAGCUUGCCGAAGAGCUUGCGAACCUGGUGCCGCCUCUUCCAUUCACAGAGUAUCGCCUGGCAGUGGAGACAGAGGCGCUGCAGCCAAGUGAUCGCCUCUGCGAGCACGUGGCUGAUGGUGCAGAGCUGACUGCUUUGGUGGUGGAGUCCAUAGCGGGUGAGUACUUCUGCCAGGCAAGUUCCUGUCGAGGCAUCACUUUGUGCCUGGAAGGGAGCCGUAGGGCUCGCUGCCAAACAGAGCGGAAGGUCGGCGGCCUGUGUUUUUACCACCGUGCAGAAGGUUCUUGGGAGGAGCUUUCCACGGGUGACCUGACCCAUGUGCAGAUCACGCUGGACCAGGCCAUCGGUGCAAUGGAAGACUUUGUGGUGAGGCAUGAGUUGGAGAUGGAGAAACUGCAGGAUGGAGAUCUCAGGGUGGUAAAAGGUGAGAUCCGAGGAGGAGGUCAGCUGGACCCCAACAUGCUCAUGGGGUCUCCUGGAAAUGUUUUCAGCCGUUUCUGA